AUGAAUCAAUUUAUGGCCUUUGCCGAGAUAUGUGCGGUCAAAAAUCAACCUUAUAUUCUUCAUGGAUUCACCGACGGACGAGAUGUGUCUACACACGCAGCUAAAGAGGAUUUCAGAAAAGUUAUGGAUGUAGUAAAUAGAACCGGCGGACAAAUAGGGGUAUUGUCUGGUAGAUACUUUGCGAUGGAUCGUGACAAAAACUGGGAUAGGGAGGAGAAGGUAUUUACCUAUUUGACCGGACAAGACAGAACAAGAACCUUUGAUGAUCCCAUUCAGUAUAUACAGCAAAAUUAUGACCAUGGGGUCACAGAUGAAUUCAUUGAACCUGCAAUAUCUAGCAAAGGUGCAAACUUAAUUAUUGAAGACAAUGAUGUGGUUGUAUUUCUAAAUUUCAGACCAGACAGAGCAAGACAACUGUCACACAUGCUUGUGGGUUCUAAAAAUCUGUAUGACUAUGUUCCUUCAAAGGUCUUUAAAAAUGUCGCUCUCUUUUCCAUUAUGGAGUACGAGAAGAUAAAUACAACCAACGUUCUUUUCCCACCUUUCGACAUAAAGAAUUCAAUCGGAGAAGUGGUGUCUAAAGCCGGACUUACUCAAUUGAGAAUCGCUGAAACCGAGAAGUAUCCGCACGUCACUCAUUUUUUUGAUGGCGGCAAGACCGUGGAGUACCAUGGAAUGAAGAAGAUUCUCAUUCCUUCUCCAAAGGUUGCCACCUAUGACCUUAAGCCGGAAAUGUCCUCCGAAGGAGUUGGUGAGGCUCUUCUUGGGGAGUUGGAUAAGGUGGAUCUCGUAAUACUAAACUUUGCCAACCCAGAUAUGGUUGGACACAGCGGAUCUUUACCUGCUACCAUUAAGGCUUGUGAAGCAGUGGAUUAUCAACUUGGACGAAUCUACAAGAGAAUUAAGGAGUUAGGUGGAGUUCUUGUUGUGAUCGCCGACCACGGAAAUGCAGAGGUGAUGAUCAAUGAGGAUGGAUCUCCACAUACAGCACACACCACUAACCUUGUUCCAAUCAUAGUGUGCAAGGAAGGUGUUGAAUUAGCUGAGGGAGGAAUAUUAGGAGAUGUCUCUCCCACAUUGUUGCAUCUUCUUGGAGUUAAGCAGCCUCAGGAGAUGACUGGCAAAUCCCUAAUUCUCAGUAGAUAA
Molecule: messenger RNA, 1146 nt
Organism: Rattus rattus (black rat)
Lineage: Eukaryota; Metazoa; Chordata; Mammalia; Rodentia; Muridae
Product: 2,3-bisphosphoglycerate-independent phosphoglycerate mutase-like
Exons: 1
Coding region: 1-1146 (381 amino acids)
Biological process (GO): glucose catabolic process
Cellular component (GO): cytosol; cytoplasm
Molecular function (GO): manganese ion binding
Source: RefSeq, a predicted model, not a curated record